Stegostoma tigrinum is the source of this 4900-nucleotide messenger RNA. Its product is annotated as zinc finger protein ZIC 4-like. The record is from RefSeq and is a predicted model, not a curated record. Gene Ontology annotation, molecular function: RNA polymerase II cis-regulatory region sequence-specific DNA binding; DNA-binding transcription factor activity, RNA polymerase II-specific. Gene Ontology annotation, cellular component: nucleus. Lineage: Eukaryota; Metazoa; Chordata; Chondrichthyes; Orectolobiformes; Stegostomatidae. The transcript has 3 exons. The coding region runs from base 2764 to 3960 and encodes 398 amino acids. Gene Ontology annotation, biological process: regulation of transcription by RNA polymerase II; central nervous system development.
UAUGCUUUGGUGGAGGGGUUGGGCGGGGGAUUCAAAAUUGCGCUGAUUAUUAAUUCACUUUGGGAUUUCGAGUGAUGGCCUGAGACAAUUGAUAUAGCCAUAAACCGAAAGAGAAAAUGCCAGCAAUUGUGACACGGCAAGGAGUGGGAAAGAUACAGGAGGUUAUGCAAAUAUUAAUGCAACUUUAAUCCAAAUCUCAGUUAAACUUCAUGCAACAUCAUAAAGCCUCAGAUAUCCAUAUUUGAAAUUAUUACUCAGCGGUUAGUUACAUUUUUGCAUCAUCUGAGUGGCUUGCCUUCGGGUAAUCUAUUUUUUUGAGGGGAAGGUGGAGGGGGUUAAUGUUUACAAUUGCAGCGAGCCCUUCAUUGUAUUAAGCACACUUGCUAUGACGGCAGAGAAUUGUUUUGAACAACUAUGUGAUUUUCACCACCGCCGUGUCCCUACCCCUCCCCCACCUGUUCCCAUUUGAUCAUACUUUCUUAAAAAAAAUCCUUUCUAGUUUCGAGUGUUAGCCUGACUCUGAACGUAUUGGAAUUCCUUACGUCUUUCUGCUUAUUUCCUUGAAGCUUAAAUUAGCUAUUUCUCCCCCUCUCUCACGACUACCCCUCUCCCUCCCCGGCUCACCCCACACCCACCACGCCCCCCCCCCCACCAUAUAAAUUUCUGUUCCCGCUAUUACUCCCACCUCCCUUUCAAAAACCUACCUUUCUCUCUCUCUCUCGUAUUGUAGCGCUAGAGGCGAAAGCUUCAAGCCUCCUGCCGUAGAUCAGUUAACAAGGACGGCCUAAAUCCACGGAAAAGCGCAGCACCGGCUUUCCGCGUCCCUUCAGCACCCUUGUAGCAAAACCUAAUGGACUGCAAUAUUACGUAUUUGAGUUAGCAGCCCGUUUUGUCACCCGGAAAAGAACUAAACUAUCUUUUUUGUACAUGUUUGUCGAGAUGGUUCGACAGACGUAUGCACUCAGGACGACUUAAACGGGCGUAAUGUACUGAAGACAAGUUACAGUUACGGACAUAGAUGUGGGGUAGGGGGUGGGAUUGUGGCUAGCGUUACGUUCCGGUGCCAGAAGAAACAUGAAAAAGUCAGAUUGGUAUAAGGAACGCAGCUCGGUCUUAAAAGCGUCUCAAUCGUGUUUACGUAGACAGAAGGGAACGACUGACAAUCUGUCAUGGCUCGCUCUCUCUCCCUCUGUACCUCUCGGUAGUACAGUACAUUUUGGUCUUUACUUGCAGUGCAAGUUGCCGAUUCGCAGAUUACACGCUGUUUGUAGAUUCUCGGAACGCCGUCUAAAUUCCCCCCUCCUUCCCCUCCCAUUCACACACAGGCUUGCAACUGGAAACAAAAUUACAGCGAAAAAAGACCACGGCUCUGUCCAUGUGAUGCAGUCUAUAAUUGAAAUCUUUUUGACAAAUUGUCGAAACACAGUAUUGGAAACCAGAAGAAAAAAAAACUUACCAACGUCUUAGAAAAUAAAACUAUACACCCACCCCCCUCCCCAAACCCUCAACGACAACCAACACUUCUCUGGAUUCUGUCUCAGGGAAUGGCUAACGGCGGACAGAUCUCACUAAAAUCGUACAUGCUGAACAAAGUCUCGGAUCGGGGAUUGGGGGUUGGGGGGUGGGUUAGGGUUGGUGGCGAUUUUGUGAGAAAGAAAGUUCAUAGAUGCCACUGACUGGGGAUCUCUUUGAUCGUCAGCGCCGCUAAGAACUACCAGCCCGUCUGAUUUUCUUUUUGUGUCAAGAAAAUAACACGACUGGAAUUCGGCUAGUGUCGGAAAGAUAAAAAUCAUUAAUUUCCCGCCUGAGCAUAACAGGCCUUAACCUCAUUUUCAAUUCAGCGCUUCUUGCCCGCACACGACAGAGAGAGGGAGAGAGAGAGAAAACCCUGGAUGAGUCGAGGGAACUAUUGAGGGCUAGAUUCUGUUAAAAGUAGCUGGUGUUUAAUCGGCUGGCCUGCAAAAUAAACUUUUUACGCUUUGCAAGUGCUCGUGGAAGGCGGAUCUGGGUGAACAUUUGUUUCACAAACGCUCCUUGUGAGUGCGCACACUUUCCUCCGUACUCUGUGGGCAGAUCGACUAUUCCAAAUUUUGUCCUUUUUUUGUUAAAAAAGUCUUUGCUCCAAUAAACAACGGAUCGAAUUUAGUUUCAUAAUUUCAAGGAACUUUCAAAUGGAUUUACACAUAAUAAUGACACCCUCCCCCCGACAGCCCCACAAGCCAUUCAAUCCUACCCAAAUUCACCGUUUUCUCCCCCCCCCCCCCGACUCCUCCCCUACCAAUACACACACCCUCCAGGAAUGAAUUACAACGUGACGAAGUGUAGAGUGCAGAGGAGGGAGCACGCCAGUUAUUCACUUUUUGCGAGAUUUCCCCCCCAGCUAAAAACACAGCCCGCGCCAACUUGUAAAGAUUUUUGUUUUAAAUUUGCCGUUGUUUGAGGCAAAAGUGACCUUCAGCUACAGAAAGCGAGUUGGGGGGUGUUGGGGGGUCGGGAGAGAGAGAGAGGUACAGCAGAAACGGUUUUCCUAAUAAAAUUGAGCAUGUUGCAAACCAGCAACAGCAAAAAAAAACAAGAGAACAGCCAAAGGAAAAGUACUUUUUCACAUUCAACCCACCCCCCCAACACCCUUCCAACAUCCCUUACGCGCACCCACCUCCAUCCCCCCACCCCCUUCCUCCCCAAAAGCCAAAGCUUGUUAUAACACGCAUGUGCCCUGACUGGGGUAAGGAAGUAAGACUGUCAAUCAUCGGAGACUGACCAAUGGGAUUGCGUGUUGUUCGCGGAGCUCGUCGGAGCAAGGCUGUUCAUGAAUCUCAAUUCAGUUUCUCAAAGCGUCCUGCUGCUGCAUUCGCGCUGCACCCUCCAACCGAAUGGCUUUCCACGUUGGCAAAGAACGAGUUUCUAAAGUUCGGUAGUUACCCUGGACACCAUGGUCACCCCGAGGCUGGGAACCACUCUCUAUUCCCUGGACUUCAUGACCAGCCUCCCCUUGCAGUCCCAGCUGGACACCAUCUGAACGGACAGUUGAGACUGGGGCUACCUGGAGAUAUGUACGCCAGGUCUGAGCACUACAGUCAAGUGGCAAGUUCCAGGAGUGAUCCUUUUGCCUCUUCCCCUCUACAUGGCUACGGUGGCAUGAAUAUUAACAUGAACAUAACUGGCCACCACGGUCCAGGUGCUUUUUUUCGCUACAUGAGACAACCCAUCAAGCAGGAACUGAUCUGCAAGUGGACUGAACCGGACCCUGUCACUAAAAAGCCAUGCUCAAAAACUUUUAGUACGAUGCACGAACUGGUUACUCACGUAACAGUGGAACACGUUGGGGGACCAGAACAGUCGAAUCAUAUCUGUUUCUGGGAAGAGUGUCCACGAGAGGGAAAGCCUUUCAAAGCCAAAUAUAAGCUUGUAAAUCACAUCAGAGUCCACACUGGCGAGAAACCAUUUCCCUGUCCAUUCCCUGGCUGUGGCAAAGUCUUUGCCAGAUCAGAAAAUCUCAAGAUCCACAAAAGAACUCACACAGGAGAAAAGCCCUUUAAGUGUGAAUUUGAAGGCUGUGACAGACGUUUUGCUAACAGCAGCGACAGGAAAAAGCACUCGCAUGUGCAUACAAGUGACAAGCCCUAUAACUGCAAAGUCAGAGGCUGUGAUAAAUCGUACACGCACCCGAGUUCCCUUCGCAAGCACAUGAAGGUCCAUUGCAAAUCUCCACCCCCCAGUUCGGGCUACGAAUCCUCCACCCCUUCGCUGGUCUCUCCUUCUUCGGACUUAGGUCGGGACCCCCCGGCUUCGGCUUCCCAGCUUGACCCCAUCACGUCUUCCCACGCAGCUAACCUGAGCGAAUGGUAUGUGUGUCAAAGCACAGGAGCAAGCGGUAUUCCAACACCUCCGAGCAAUUCAUCAUCACCUGGACCAGGGGAGCACUCUUACAGAAAUUCUGACCCCAGAACUAUUCUCUAACUAGAAACUUGGCCAAGAAUCCGUAAUUUUUUUUGGGGGGGGGAGAAACAAAAGUACUGACUAAUGCUUUGUGAAGGUGUUAGCAUUGCUGCACUGGACUUGGUGAAACUACUUGAGUUUCUGGAGGCCUAGCGCCGAGGAACAUAAUGUAAUGAAUGCACUGGCAUACGAAAAAGACAAUAACAUAUUAAAGAGAAAGUAUCCCCAAUGUAAUCUUGCACAAGUUGCAGUUUACAGUCAAGAAUGUGUGUCAUGAACAACACAGAAAUUCCGUUCACAUAAAGUGCUGCAAGCAUACAGUAUUGUUUCCACAAAAUGUUGUACAAAGAAAAUCAUUGUUUCAUUUCUCGUUUUUAUCUUUUUUUUUGUGGAAGGAAAAUGCACUGCUGUAUCUAUUUGUUAAGAAAGUACGUUGCAAUUCUUUCCGAAAGCCAGAAGGACGAAAGCAGAUAUUCCCUACACCUGAUGUGAAUAGUAAUGAACAAAAGCCUUUGUAGGCCAAAACAAAAUGGAUACUCUUCAAAAGCCUGUCUAGCCUUUGACUUUUUAAAAACAUUUCUGCAAACUAGAUUUUCGAUGUUAGACCUUUUUUGCGGAAUAACUCUGUAAAAACAUGUGAAUAUAGGUAUAGACGAAUACAACGUACAUCUGUGUUAAGUAAUUCGUUUAUAUUUUCUCUCUGCUUUGUUUUCCUUGAAAUAAUUUAUUUAAAAUGUUACAAUAAAACACAUUUUGUAUAAAUGACCCAAAAUGUUUAUUACUGGGCGAUUAAGACAGUGUACAUUUUUUAUUGGAUUAUGUUAAAUAAUUAGCGCGUGUACUGUAAAUUAUAGUGUUUUAUAACUGGAAGUUUUGACUGUAGAAUAAUUUUCCUUCUGUAUUUCGACCCUGUUUUGAUAUGCAUUCGUACCGGUUUGCAAUAAAUUGAUAAUAAUAGAAA